AUGUCUACAGAAGAAGAGCAAACCAACAUCAACGUCAUUGCCGAGUACUUUGCCGAGUACUGGGGCAAAGGCAAUGCGGACAUCGUGGACAAACUCUGCGUGGAUAACUUUGUGAUCAACUACCCCAUGCAUGGCCCCCGACACGGAAAGGAAGCAGCGAAGAAGAUGCUUCGGGAGUUCAAAGAGGCAUUUCCCGACAUCUCGUUCCAUGCCUACCAGCACCCUCUCAUCGCCAGUGGUCCGUACGUCGUUGGCCGAUGGAUUGGUGGAGGAACGCACAAUGGUGUGGCUUUUCAUGACCUGGCGGUCGGUGCACUGGACCAGCCUAACACGGGCAAGAAGAUGUACUUCUCAGGCACGACGAUCUUCACGCUGGAAAAUGGAAAGAUUGUGGACGAGACGGGGGAGGAAGGGGCUCUGACGGCUCUUCAGCAGCUAGGACUUGUUCAGGGACCGAAUUCGGGGAAGGAGAUCAAAUAUCUUCAUGAGUGA
Messenger RNA from Colletotrichum chrysophilum, 492 nucleotides. RefSeq lists its product as uncharacterized. The transcript is spliced from 2 exons. The record is from RefSeq and is a predicted model, not a curated record. Bases 1 to 492 code for a protein of 163 amino acids. Gene Ontology annotation, biological process: polyketide metabolic process. Lineage: Eukaryota; Fungi; Ascomycota; Sordariomycetes; Glomerellales; Glomerellaceae.